UAAAACCCUUCUUCCUCCAAAACCCUAAUUUCUGCGUCAGUGGUCCGCCCGCCGCUCGCCGCUCGCCGCCCGCCCGCUGCCGUCCUUUUAUGUAAGAGCAAGCUCUUAAUUUAACUUCAUCGCAAGAAUGCUACUUCUAUUUGAAACCCCCGCUGGAUUUGCACUAUUCAAAGUCUUGGAUGAAGCAAAACUCUCCAAAGCUGAGGACUUGGGGAAGGAGUUCUCAUCUCCUGACUCUGCGCGACAGAUUGUCAAGCUAAAAGCUUUUUCCAAGUUCGAGAACACGUCCGAGGCUUUAUCAGCUGCUACACUAUUGAUUGAUAGUAAGCCCAGCAAAGGUCUUCGCAAGUUCUUGCGCAGCCACUGCGACGAUGACAUUUUAGCUGUAGCCGAUUCCAAGCUUGGGAACAUAAUCAAAGAGAAGCUGCAAAUUGAAUGCGUCCACAACAAUGCUGUCAUGGAACUGAUGAGAGGAGUGAGAAGUCAACUCACUGAACUUAUAUCAGGUCUGGCUACACAGGAUUUGGCUCCAAUGAGCCUUGGUUUAUCUCACAGCUUAUCGAGAUACAAAUUGAAAUUCAGUCCUGACAAGGUUGAUACGAUGAUAAUACAAGCCAUUAGCUUGUUGGAUGACCUCGACAAAGAGCUAAACACAUACGCAAUGAGGGUUAGGGAGUGGUACGGUUGGCAUUUUCCGGAACUUGCAAAGAUCAUAGCGGACAAUAUCCAUUAUGCAAAGACAGUCAAGUUGAUGGGAAACCGUACGAAUGCUGCCACGCUUGAUUUCUCUGAGAUACUUCAAGAGGAGGUGGAGGCAGAACUGAAAGAAGCGUCAAAUAUUUCCAUGGGAACUGAAGUCAGUGACAUGGAUUUGGACAACAUUAAAGAUUUAUGCAACCAAGUUAUUUCUCUAGCCGAAUACAGAGCUCAGUUGUUCGACUAUUUGAAGAGCAGGAUGAACUCCAUUGCCCCAAAUCUCACUGCCCUUGUCGGAGAAUUGGUUGGUGCUCGAUUGAUUGCACAUGGAGGCAGCUUAAUCAAUCUUGCUAAGCAACCCGGAAGUACAGUUCAAAUUCUUGGUGCAGAGAAGGCCCUUUUCAGAGCUUUGAAGACAAAGCAUGCAACUCCUAAAUACGGGCUUAUAUAUCAUGCUUCUUUAAUCGGUCAAGCUGCACCCAAGCACAAGGGUAAAAUUUCACGAUCUCUCGCUGCAAAAGCAGCUUUGGCAAUUCGAUGUGAUGCUCUUGGAGAAGGUGAAGACAACUCUAUGGGUUUGGAGAGCAGACUUAAGCUCGAAGCUCGUCUGAGGAACUUGGAAGGCAGAGAAUUGGGCCGUUCGGCUGGGUCUGCUAAAGGCAAACCAAAGAUUGAAUUUUACGACAAGGACCGCAAGAAAGGAUCGGGUGGAAUGAUUACUCCAGCAAAGACAUACAAUCCAGCAGCCGAUUCGAUUCUAGGACUAACAGAAUCGUUGUCCGAGAAAGUUGAAGAGAAGGCAGCUGCUGAUGUGCCUGUUGUUGAAGAAGAGCAGAAGAGUAAGAAGAAGAAGAAAAAGAGAGACGAAACAGAAGAUGCAAAUGGUGAAGUAGUUGAGAAAGAAGAAGUUGGGAAGAAGGAGAAGAAGAAAAAGAAGAAGGAUGUAGCAGACGAUUCGGUGGAGUUGGCCAAGGAAAACGGUGACGGAGCAGAGAAGAAGAAAAAGAGGAAACACGCAGAGGUUGACGGAGAAGGUGAUGAAGCAACCCCUAACAAGAAGAAAGAGAAAAAGAAGAAGAAAAGCAAGGACUGAAGUUGAACGGAUUUCCGGACACACCUUUUUGUAUACUUGAGGUCGGACAAUUUUGUUUUUUGUUGAAUUUAGAUUUGGCGUUUUGUUUCAAACGAAAUGUUUGACCAUUAUGAAACUAUUUAUUGUGUACGUGAUGAUUUGUGUUGUUGAAACAGCUUUUAGUUCUAGUGGGAAAUAUUUUGAGUUAUUAUGUGGUGUUGUAUUGACAUUAGGUAUUUUAUUUCUAUGGGGAGAAAAAUGUUGUUUAAGCUUUA
Molecule: messenger RNA, 2043 nt
Organism: Erythranthe guttata (spotted monkey flower)
Lineage: Eukaryota; Viridiplantae; Streptophyta; Magnoliopsida; Lamiales; Phrymaceae
Product: putative nucleolar protein 5-2
Cellular component (GO): box C/D methylation guide snoRNP complex; small-subunit processome
Molecular function (GO): snoRNA binding
Source: RefSeq, a predicted model, not a curated record